UGAUCAUAUUUGGGUGGCUGAAAGACCCUUUCGAACCAAACACACCCUCCCCUAAUAUGCUCCACCAACUCCACCCACUGGGAGCAGAUUGGAAAGAGCGCCCUCCAUUGACGAAAAAAGGUUUCACUCUGAUCUGGUAACCUUAACUUUUCAUAUGUUUUAAAUAGCUUUUCGUACCCGGCUCCCGACUUUUAAUAUCGACUAUUGUUUUGAUUAAAUUUGUCCGGAGUUGUCCAUUGUUAUUUGUGAAUUUUAUUCAGCAAAAUGGGUAAGCACCGCACCGAUUUGCCGCUGGAAAAGAAGAUUUAUGUUAUACGUCAAUCGGAAUCUGGAAUGAGCGCAAGAAAGCUUGCCAAAGAACUGGGAGUUGGAAAAACCCAAAUCGGUAACAUCAUCAGGCGCAAGGCCGAGUACUUGAGCAUGUAUAACAGCGGCAAUGCUAGCUUAGGUGUCAUGCGUCGGAAAUUUCGCAAAACGGGAAACGAGGCGGUCAACAGAGUCGUGUACGAGUGGUUCAGAAUCGCAAAGAGCAAGAACCUGCCGUUAACAGGACCGAUUAUUCAGGCCAAAGCCCUGUCGUUUGCGGAGCAGCUUGGCAACACGACAUUCACAGCAUCGAAUGGAUGGCUGGCCUCUUUUCGAAAGAGACACCAGAUUGUGUCGCUGAUCUCAACUGCUGGAUAUACUGGGACGACCGGUUCUACUGCUAGUGCAACCAAUGCAAACGUUACCAGAGCUUUUUGUCCAACCUUGCCAAAUCCUGUCAUUCCUGUACUAAACACAGCCCAAACACGCGAAUCACUUCAAAGUACAUGUACCCGCAGUGUCAGCAAUACCUUGAUUAAUCCAACUUCAAAUAAUACUAUUACUAGUACCAAUCCCAUUACAUGUAUUCCAACUUCCAAAACAAAUAUACCAGACAUCAUGCCAGACGUAGGCAGUGUGCAAUCAGAGGUUAACUUAAAUCAGUUCUCAGGAAUCUACGGAGACUACAAGCCAGAAGAUGUCUGGACUAUGGGAGAGGCUGGUCUAUAUUUCCAAGCUCUUCCUGUUGGUUGCACCGCUGAUCUUAAAUCGGAGAUGUGUCAGGGAGGGAGUCUUGCAGAGGAGAGACUGACGUUACUCCUCUGCUGCAGCAUGAUGGGAGAGAAGGAGAAGCCAGUUCUCAUUGGCAAAUCCUACUGGCCAAGAUGCUUCAAGAACCUGGACCUGAACAGCCUGCCAGUGGCCUGGUGCUCCAAUAACCACGCCUGGAUGACAUCGCAGAUCUUCGAGAACUGGGUGCAGGAACUAGAUAAGAAGAUGAGGCAACAGCAGAGGAAGAUUGUACUUUGUCUUCGCAACACUGAGUGCCAUCCUCAGGUGCCUCUCAGUAACAUCAAACUCCACUUCUUCCCUCCUGAUGCACCUGCCAAUGUGGAGCCACUUCAGCGGGGAAUCUUCAAGGCAGUGAAGGCAGGAUAUCGCAAGAUAGUUCUACAACAUUUGACAACUGCGAGCUACCAAAUCAGUGUCCUAGAAGCAGCCUAUUGGAUCGGGAAGGCAUGGCAAGAGCUGACUCCAGAAAGAGUGAAGAAGUGCUUCCUGGCUUGCGGCUUUCAAAACAUCAGAAGUGCAGUUACAGCCAAAGACCCCACCCAGUCUACAACUGACGAACUUUCUGAUCAGGAAGCGGAGAGGAUGAUGAGUAAUUUCGCCGAGGGCCAGGAAUGGCGGAUAUAUGUCACCUUCGAUGAUGAGCUGGCCACCCACAACACGGCACAAGGGAACUGGGAGCAACGGCUUGUGAACGAUCUCUUUGUCGAGGAAACUCUUGGCUCGGCCUCCGAAUCUUAUGAUGAGGAAUGUGAAGAUGGCGAUUCAGCCUCGACAGCGAUGGCCAAAGAUGUCAGUUUACAGCAGGUGAUGCAGUGCUUGGACCGGUGCCGGGAGUACGCCCUCCAGAAGGGCGACUCCUACGUCAUGUCCAAUGUCAUGGACCUGUACAUGCAUCUCUGCAAGAAAACCUGUGAGACCCAGACAAGACAGGAACUCCUAUCAGAGUUUCUUGCAAACAAGGAGCACAGGGGUGUUCAGAGUGAAACAGUAGAAGAAGGUGCCAAUGCUCCACCAUCCUCUAUACCUGCGAUCAUUCCACUAACCUCACCUUUAUUUAAAAACAUGGGACAAACUCCAUCACGCAACAUGUCUAUGGCUUCCAAUUAACCACAAUGAAGACUGAUGUACGUUGAAAAACAAUGAAAAGACAAAUUCUCACAAAUCCUCACAAGUCCAUUACUAGUAAAAUCACAAGCUAUUCAAAUAAACGGUGACAAAGACAGUCCUUUGUAAUUGAUUAUCUGCAGUCUAGUUGCUUGUGACCGUAAAUCCGUAAUUAUGAAAAGACUUGUGACUUUUAGCCAGACUUGUGAUGUACUUGACUACAACUCUUGCUUAGGGCACAUCAGUCAAACCUGUAACUCAAAAGAUGUGUUUCACAUUAAUUACAGACAACUCAAUCUUGUCCUUUUCAUGACACAGAUAAUAAUUCUGUCUACAUUUUUUUACAAAAAAAAAAACCUGUGGGGGAUCUUGAUGCUUUCAGUAGUAUAUUGGAUGCGCAACCUCCCUGUUCCAACCUGUCUGUAUUUAUCACGCACUCAAACGUAUCGAGCUAUUCCUUAAUCUUUUGUUUCAAAAACAGUCUGGCACUGUUGUCGCCAUCUCAUGGCAUUGUGGCUUUGCAGACUGAUAUGCAACUUUCUUUUAGCAUUAAAUUGUUUUUAACAAGA
Patiria miniata (bat star) is the source of this 2771-nucleotide messenger RNA. Its product is annotated as tigger transposable element-derived protein 4-like. Gene Ontology annotation, cellular component: nucleus. Lineage: Eukaryota; Metazoa; Echinodermata; Asteroidea; Valvatida; Asterinidae. Gene Ontology annotation, molecular function: DNA binding. The transcript is spliced from 3 exons. The coding region runs from base 265 to 2205 and encodes 646 amino acids. The record is from RefSeq and is a predicted model, not a curated record.